GUGGGGUGGCUGGCUACUAGUAGCCUAACCGAAGCACAAGGAGUGACUGAGAGGGGGCGAAAAAUUCUUCCUCCUCACGUCUUGGCUGAGUGGAUGGACAAGUUGCUCUGGAUUUAAAGAAGCCUUUGUUUUUCAAUAUAUAAACAUAACAAAAACCUUUGCUGCAUGGAGAAAUGUUGAGAUUCCAGGAAGUUGUCAAGCACAGCCCUUCUUUCACAUCCAUUUCUACUUGCUCAAAGGCAUUGAUUGCAGGAAGAUACACAAUUCAGCAGAAACUUGGCCGGGGAAGCUUUGGAACCGUCUACUUGGUUUCAGACAAAAAAGCAAAAGAAGAACAGUUGAAAGUUUUGAAAGAGAUCUCUGUGGGAGACCUCAAACCCAAUGAAACAGUUGAGGCAAACCUAGAAGCACAGCUGUUGUCCAGGCUAGACCACCCAGCCAUUGUAAAGUUUUAUACCAGUUUUGUGGAGGGAGAAAGUUUCUGCAUCAUCACUGAAUACUGUGAGGGUCGAGACCUUGACUUUAAAAUCCAAGAAUACAAAGAAGCUGGCAAAGUAUUCCCAGAAAGCCAAAUAAUAGAAUGGUUUAUACAGUUGUUACUUGGAGUCAACUACAUGCAUGAAAGGAGAAUACUUCACAGAGAUUUAAAAGCUAAGAAUAUAUUUUUGAAAAACAACCUCCUUAAAAUUGGGGACUUCGGAGUUUCUCGCCUCUUGAUGGGAUCUUGUGAUUUAGCAACUACUUUUACUGGGACGCCUUUUUAUAUGAGCCCUGAGGCACUGCAACACCAGGGCUAUGACACAAAAUCAGACAUCUGGUCACUAGGAUGCAUUUUGUAUGAGAUGUGCUGUUUGGAUCAUGCUUUUACUGGUCACAAUUUUUUGUCUGUUGUUCUAAAAAUUGUAGAGAACAAUGCACCAUCUCUUCCAGAUUCCUAUCCAAGUAAACUUAACACAAUUCUGCACAGCAUGCUGAGCAAGGACCCUGCAAUGAGGCCGUCAGCUGCAGAGAUUUUAAGAAUUUCCUACAUCGAUACUCAGAUCCAGAAUAUGAAGUGUAAAUUCGCAGAUAUGAUCAAGGAAGACCAGAUUCUUAAUUCUCAGAAAGAAUCAGCUCAUAUCAUUAAUGCCAUGCAGAAAAGGGUACAUCUGCAAACUCUGAGGGCCCUAUCUGAAGUCCAGAAAAUGACACCCCGUGAAAGAAUGAGGUUGCGGAAGUUGAACAUUGCUGAUGAGAAAGCAAAGAAAUUGAAACAGCUGGCUGAAGAAAAAUACCAAGAAAAUCUCAAACGAAUGCGGGAGCUCAGAUCCCGUAACUUUCACCAAGUGAAUAUAGAUGUACUUCAUGAAUCUGAUCAACAGAUUGCAGAGCAUCUGGUUACAUCUCAGCCAAUCACUUCAUUGGACUACCUGUCUAUAGGAUGCAAUAAACAAACAGACAGUGAAACUGCAGGCAGACUCUGCAUGUCUGAUCCACUGGAGCACGAGAUCCCUGAAGACCCACUCAUUGCUGAAGAGUAUUACGAUGAUGUGUUUGAUUCGUAUUCGGAAACCAGUGAGGAGGAGGAGGAGGAGGAGGAGGAGGAAGUUGUGGAGGUGACAGAAGUGGAAGAGAUGGAUAUGUCACAGACUGUUUGUAGAACAAAUCAGCAGGAAAGUGAUAUUGAGGCAAUGGUCAGAUAUAUGGAGAACAUCCUAAAUACCAGCUCUUUAGGUUCUGGUCCUGUCACCAGAGUGACUCCACUGGGGCCCAAGGGAUUGAGAACUCUUAACACCACCAUGGCGGCGACUGAGCUGAGACGUAUGAGGGAGUCAGCCAUUCAAAAAUUGGGAGCAGAGAUCUUUGAAAAAGUGUAUAAGUUUCUCAAAGAAGCUAAACAGCAGAAUGCAAGUGAGGAUGAAAUCAAAGACUACCUGGAAGAAGUGGUGUGUAGGGCAAGUGACUGUUUUGAAGUGGAUCAGCUCCUCUAUUUUGAAGACCAGUUAGGCCCUUCAGAAGAUGCUGUAGUGGGAAACAGACCUCAGAAUGGACCUGCUGGGAUUUUGUGAAACCAGUGAAUACUGUUUAGAUGGAACCAGUCAAUGUAAGAGAGGGAUGAGCACAGCAUGGAGAUACUAAUGGGAAGAAUUGCUGCCGUGUGGGUUAUAUGAAAUAAAGAACACUGUUGAUUACAA
This is a messenger RNA of Eublepharis macularius, 2174 nucleotides long. It is a transcript of the gene NEK11, whose product is annotated as NIMA related kinase 11. The record is from RefSeq and is a predicted model, not a curated record. Bases 174 to 2048 code for a protein of 624 amino acids. NCBI's taxonomy places the organism in Eukaryota, Metazoa, Chordata, Lepidosauria, Squamata, Eublepharidae. The transcript has 16 exons. Gene Ontology annotation, molecular function: protein kinase activity; ATP binding. Gene Ontology annotation, biological process: protein phosphorylation.